Messenger RNA from Exophiala spinifera, 483 nucleotides. RefSeq lists its product as uncharacterized. The record is from RefSeq and is a predicted model, not a curated record. Bases 1 to 483 code for a protein of 160 amino acids. The transcript has a single exon. NCBI's taxonomy places the organism in Eukaryota, Fungi, Ascomycota, Eurotiomycetes, Chaetothyriales, Herpotrichiellaceae.
AUGGAUUCCACCACCGUCCUACGUGCCACCUCUUUCUUGGGCGUAUCUUCGUCCAUCUGGCUUUCUGGCAUCUCCUUUUCACAGUCUUACCUCACCAUUCCACUCCUGGUGGGGAUACCAUCAGAAACGAGCACUGCGCUCUUUAAAGACCUCUACUACAGCGGAGCCAAAUUGAUCGUGCCACUGGCCCUGACGUCGACCUUGAGCACAGCGACCGCCGCCUAUCUCGACGCCGAGAAAAGGGCAGGGUACGCCGUCGCAGCAGCCGCCACGAUCUCGAUCCUGCCGUUCACGGCAGCAGUCAUGUUCCCGUGCAUCCACAGGCUGAUAGCCAUUGCCGACGAUGCCAAAGUCAGGGAGAAGACGCAGCCAGGAGAAGUAGCCGGGCUCUUGACCCAGUGGAAGUGGAUGAACUAUGUCAGAGCUGGUCUGUCAGGGGUGGGAGGCGUCGUUGGGUUGCUAGUCUACAGCGGGAGCUUGUGA